Molecule: messenger RNA, 585 nt
Organism: Olea europaea var. sylvestris
Lineage: Eukaryota; Viridiplantae; Streptophyta; Magnoliopsida; Lamiales; Oleaceae
Exons: 2
Coding region: 1-585 (194 amino acids)
Molecular function (GO): zinc ion binding
Source: RefSeq, a predicted model, not a curated record
AUGUACGCUUUUCAACCUAAUAAUGUUUUGGCUUCUAGGAUGAAAUUGGAUCAGGAAGGUGGUCACGGCUCCACAAUGACCUCUAAUAUAGUGGAAUCUGCCAAUGCAGUCACAAAAGCAACGAAGAACUAUCCUAUAAUAGCGUUGUUGGAUUCAUUACGACAAACAAUACAAUCUUGGUUUUGUAAGAAUAGAAACACAGCAAAUGGCACAUUCACAAAGUUGUCCACCAAGUACGAGAAAAUAAUAAGAGAAAUGAGCACAUCUUUGAGGAAUAUGAGGAUUUCUCUAGCAAACCAAACAAUAUUUUCGGUCGCUAAUGCGGGAUCAUCAUUUGUCAUUGAUAUAGAGAAACGAACUUGCACAUGUCGGAUGCGUCAAGUUGAUCAGAUGUCAUGUCCACAUGCAUUGACUGUAAUAGCAACAACUAAACGGGAUACGUACAAUUAUUGUUCGUACUUCUACACCCGUGAAGCGUACAUGAAUACGUACCAAUACACAAUAUACCCAGUGGGAAAUCCAAAUGAGUGGAUUGUGCCACCGAAAGUUGAAGACAUAAUUGUCCUGACACUUAAUCAGAAAUAG